CUGCCUGAGUGGGUGCGCCGGCGGCUUCCGGUGUGGGUGACUAGCGGUACCGAAUUAGGGGGACAUCAAGGGACGCUCAGGCAGGGACCAUGGCGGACGGCGGCUCGGAGCGGGCAGAUGGGCGCAUCGUCAAGAUGGAGGUGGACUACAGCGCCACGGUGGAUCAGCGACUGCCGGAGUGCGAGAAGCUGGCCAAGGAAGGAAGACUUCAAGAAGUCAUUGAAACCCUUCUGUCUUUGGAAAAACAGACCCGAACUGCUUCUGAUAUGGUGUCUACAUCCCGUAUCUUAGUUGCAGUAGUGAAGAUGUGCUAUGAGGCUAAAGAAUGGGAUUUACUUAAUGAAAAUAUUAUGCUUUUGUCAAAAAGACGGAGUCAGUUAAAACAAGCUGUUGCAAAAAUGGUUCAACAGUGCUGUACUUAUGUUGAGGAAAUCACAGACCUUCCAAUCAAACUUCGAUUAAUUGAUACUCUACGAAUGGUUACAGAAGGAAAGAUUUAUGUUGAAAUUGAGCGUGCUCGGCUGACUAAAACAUUAGCAACUAUAAAAGAGCAAAACGGUGACGUCAAAGAGGCAGCCUCCAUUUUACAAGAGUUACAGGUGGAAACGUAUGGGUCAAUGGAAAAGAAAGAGCGAGUGGAGUUUAUUUUGGAGCAAAUGCGGCUCUGCCUAGCUGUGAAGGAUUACAUUCGUACACAAAUCAUCAGCAAGAAAAUUAACACCAAAUUUUUCCAGGAGGAAAAUACAGAGAAAUUAAAGUUGAAAUACUAUAACUUAAUGAUUCAGCUGGAUCAACAUGAAGGAUCUUAUUUGUCUAUUUGUAAGCACUACAGAGCAAUCUAUGAUACUCCCUGUAUACAGGCAGAAAGUGAAAAGUGGCAACAGGCCCUGAAAAGUGUUGUCCUUUAUGUUAUCUUGGCUCCUUUUGACAAUGAACAGUCAGAUUUGGUUCACCGAAUAAGUAGUGACAAGAAGUUAGAAGAAAUUCCUAAAUACAAGGAUCUUUUAAAGCUUUUUACCACAAUGGAGUUGAUGCGUUGGUCCGCACUUGCUGAGGACUAUGGGAUGGAGUUAAGGACAGGCGCUCUGGAGGGCCCUGCGACCGAUGUUUUUGGUUAUACAGAGGAGGGCGAAAAAAGGUGGAAAGACUUGAAAAACAGAGUUGUUGAACAUAAUAUUAGAAUAAUGGCCAAGUAUUACACGAGGAUAACAAUGAAGAGGAUGGCACAACUUCUGGAUCUAUCUGUUGAUGAGUCAGAGGCUUUUCUCUCGAAUCUAGUAGUUAACAAGACCAUCUUUGCUAAAGUAGACAGGUUGGCAGGAAUUAUCAACUUCCAGAGACCCAAGGAUCCAAAUAAUUUAUUAAAUGACUGGUCUCAGAAACUGAACUCAUUGAUGUCUCUAGUUAACAAAACCACACACCUCAUAGCCAAAGAGGAGAUGAUACAUAAUCUACAAUAAGCGUCUCCAUGCCCUUAAUGCUUUUAGAAAAGAGUUAAAAUUGGAAGUCAUUAAAAAAGAAAAAGACUUUUAUGGUGUAUAUGUUGGGUUUUUUGUUUUUUGUUUUUUUUUUUCUAUUCUCAGCUCUUUUGUCUAAAAUUUAAAAGCUAGUGAAUAUGUUUGAGGCCCCUUUUGAUCUUCAGUUCUCGAUUUCAUUGUUAACUUUGCAUGUGCAGUUGGUGCAAAAAUAUCUAAUACAUUUCUAUUGUCUGAGUACUCAAAAAAUUGUCAUAACUUACCUAAAUACGUUAUUCUAUCAUUUGAAUACUUUUUAGCUACUAUUUGUUUUCAUUCAGCUAACAACCAUAAUUAUAAUAAUAAAAGCAGUAUAUGCAUGUUUACCUUCCAUGGUUACCUGUGUUUCUAAACAUUUUGUGGGGUAGUGAUUUAAGUGUUUUUUAAAUAAAAUUAAUUUUGUUGUAAAGCUAUUGAUUAUUUAGUAGAAUUUUAAAAGCAGCAUAGAACCUAUAAGAACAUUUGGGAUAAAGUUGUGACUUGUGAAGAAUUUGUAUUUUAGUAUUGUGGCAGAAAGUCUCUAGAUUGAGUGUGUACAGAGCUAUCUGGUAGGCUAUAGACUUUUUUUUUUUUUUUUGAGUCAAGCUAGUUUCAAUCACAGCUUAUUUUUACCCCCUUUCCCUGACUUGACCAGUUGUUGAACUAAUUGUGUUGACAGAGGUUAAUACACAUGGUCAUUUUUAUAACUCCUUUGUGGCUUUAACGUCCAUGUGUAAUUACAUCAUUAAUGCUCCAAAUUCAUUCUCUCCUAUAGGAACUUUAGUUCCAUUAUAUGCAUGCUAGAUGACAACCUAAAAUGCAUUAAAAAUGACCAAAAAAAGAGACUUCAGACCACCCUCUUGGCAAAUGGUAUAGUGUUGACACUUUUUUUAAACAGAAUUAAACAAAAGUAGUUUUACUGUUAAAAGAAACAUCUGAAAUCACUAUGAGCAAAUUUUAGAAGUUUUAAAAUUUGAUUUCAGAGAAAAUGGAAAAAGGAAACAAUGUUAGGUUAUUUAAAAUAUGUUUAAAUGAAGAAAGUAUAAGUUUUUUUUGUUU
Messenger RNA from Kogia breviceps (pygmy sperm whale), 2552 nucleotides. RefSeq names its product proteasome 26S subunit, non-ATPase 12 (gene PSMD12). Lineage: Eukaryota; Metazoa; Chordata; Mammalia; Artiodactyla; Physeteridae. Gene Ontology annotation, cellular component: proteasome regulatory particle, lid subcomplex; cytoplasm. The record is from RefSeq and is a predicted model, not a curated record.